AUGCGUCCACUUGCCGCAUUUCGACCAUAUCUGGAAGAUGUGCAUUCCAUAAUUGUUUUGGAUGUGGCAUCAGCAGUCACGGAUUACAUUCGAACACGGCGUGAUGCUACUGCUGCCGCAAGUGCAGCAAGUAUAGGUGCCAUCAGCUUGGGCGGGCCUGGUUUCGGUGCAGUUAGCAGUGGUAGUGGAAAUGAUUUGUUCGAAACUGUUAGCUGGAUGAAAGAUCGUGUCUCGGAGACGGUUAAUCGGUUCAGGCAGGGCUCAGCUGAGUAUACUUCUUCGCUAAACAGCUACGUGAUAACGGUUGGAAACGGGUAUAGGUGUUUGAUCGAUCGUUUCACUGAUCGAAAACAUCAAGGGUCAUUGACACGCCGCCAGGAAUCUCACUGUGCAAUUAUUUGGCGUACAGAUGAAUGGGUAUUUUAGUG
Messenger RNA from Gongylonema pulchrum, 428 nucleotides. The record is from the annotation of a GenBank genome assembly. Lineage: Eukaryota; Metazoa; Nematoda; Chromadorea; Rhabditida; Gongylonematidae.